AUGCGCAUCGCCACUGUCACCCCCGCCCGCUCCCUGCAGAACCGCUUUGAAGUGUUUCGGCACAGCGAGUGGGUGGGGCAGUCGCUGGGGUUGCGCGUGCGGGCGGCCAAGGGAGGCGGCUUCCUGCACCUGCUCGCCCCCUCGCCUACCUUGUGGACCAAGGUGCUGCCCCACCGCACGCAGAUCCUCUACCUGCCUGACAUCGCGCUUAUCAUCGCGCUCAUCAUCACGCGCCUUGCCGUGACGCCCGGCGUCACCGUGCUGGAGAGCGGCACCGGCACCGGCAGCCUCUUGCACUCCCUCACCCACGCCGUGGCGCCCACUGGCCGCUUGUUCUCCUUCGACUUCCACCAUGGCUGCGCCAAGCAGGCAAGGGCGGAGUUAGAAGCCAGCGGCAUAGUGGGCGUGUCAAUCGUGGUGGUGAGGGACAUCCAGGGCGAUGGCUUUCCCCCCCACCUGCACGCCGCCACGCACGCCAUCUUCCUCGACCUGCCCUGCCCCUGGCGAGCCCUGCCCUCCGCCGCCAGCUGCCUGAUAGCGGGCGGACCCGCCAGGGGAGGGGGGAAUGAGAGAGCCAGCGAGGGCGAGGGGGGCCAGCGAAGUGACGGGCGAGCAGCAAAGCGGCGCCGUGAGGAGGGGGGUGGUGGUGAGGAGGGUGGGAUGGAGCAGAUCACAGCGACGAGGGCGGAGGGGGGGCGAGAGGAUGGUGAUGCAAGGAGAGAGGCAGGGGCAGCGGGCAGAGGGAGGAGGGAGGCGGGCAGGCGGCAGAGGGGGGUGGCAGAGAGUGUGGGCGAGGAGAGGGGGUACGUGGCAGCGAGGCCCGUGGCGGACAGCAAGGGGCACACGGGGUACCUCGCCUUCGCCACCAAGCCCGUGUGA
Closterium sp. NIES-65 is the source of this 879-nucleotide messenger RNA. The record is from the annotation of a GenBank genome assembly. NCBI's taxonomy places the organism in Eukaryota, Viridiplantae, Streptophyta, Zygnematophyceae, Desmidiales, Closteriaceae.